Molecule: messenger RNA, 3444 nt
Organism: Drosophila willistoni
Lineage: Eukaryota; Metazoa; Arthropoda; Insecta; Diptera; Drosophilidae
Product: acyl-CoA Delta-9 desaturase
Exons: 6
Coding region: 204-1355 (383 amino acids)
Biological process (GO): unsaturated fatty acid biosynthetic process
Cellular component (GO): endoplasmic reticulum membrane
Molecular function (GO): stearoyl-CoA 9-desaturase activity; iron ion binding
Source: RefSeq, a predicted model, not a curated record
AAAUCUUCUAGCAAUCGAACGUGUUGUGGUUGUGUCUCCUCAGAACACACACACACGCACACAAACACUGUUAAAGCAACUACAGUAAAUAGAAGAAAAAAAGAAGUAAACGAAAAAUACAGUUUUUGCAUUUUUCGACUAACUGGUGAAAAGGAAAAGCGCGUGUCUCCCAUUGACUUGGUCAAGCAAACAGCUGCUGCAAUAUGCCACCGAAUGCUCAUGCCGGUGCCCCGUCCAUAACGGACUCACUGAUUGCCGCGGCGAAUGCCGCUGCUGAAUCUGAACAGAGUGCCACAAAAUUGCAACAGGACUCGACUGGAGUGCUCUUUGAAUGCGAUGUUGAGACUACUGAUGGUGGACUCGUCAAGGAUAUUACGGUUCUGAAGAAGGCCGAAAAGCGAAAAUUGAAAUUGGUCUGGCGUAAUAUUAUUGCCUUUGGUUAUUUGCAUUUGGCUGCACUUUAUGGAGCCUGGUUGAUAUUCACAUCGGCUAAAUGGCAAACAAUUGCAUUGGCUUUCGGUUUAUAUGUGGUUUCUGGAUUGGGAAUUACUGCUGGUGCCCAUCGUCUAUGGGCUCAUCGUUCGUACAAAGCCAAAUGGCCACUGCGUGUGAUUUUGGCUAUCUUCAACACAAUUGCCUUCCAAGAUGCCGCCUACCACUGGGCCCGUGAUCAUCGUGUGCAUCACAAAUACUCGGAAACUGAUGCUGAUCCUCAUAAUGCUACCCGUGGCUUCUUCUUCUCCCAUGUGGGCUGGCUUCUGUGCAAGAAGCAUCCGGAUGUUAAGGCCAAAGGCAAGGGAGUUGAUCUAUCCGAUUUGCGUACAGAUCGUGUACUAAUGUUCCAGAAGAAAUACUACAUGUUAUUGAUGCCCCUGGCCUGUUUCAUUCUUCCCACUGCCGUGCCCAUGUACUUCUGGGAUGAGUCUUUGGUUAAUUCGUGGUUUGUGGCCACCAUGUUCCGUUGGUGCUUCAUUCUUAAUGUCACCUGGUUGGUGAACAGUGCUGCCCACAAGUUCGGUGGUCGCCCCUAUGACAAGUUCAUCAAUCCCUCUGAAAACAUUUCGGUUGCUGUACUCGCUUUUGGAGAGGGCUGGCACAAUUAUCAUCAUGUGUUCCCUUGGGAUUACAAGACCGCCGAGUUUGGCAAAUACUCCCUAAAUUUGACCACAGCAUUCAUCGAUUUCUUCGCUAAGAUUGGCUGGGCCUAUGACUUGAAGAGUGUGUCACCCGACAUUAUCAAGAAGCGUGUCAAGCGAACUGGCGAUGGUACUCAUGCCACCUGGGGCUGGGGUGAUAAGGAUCAACUUAAGGAGGAGAUCGACGACGCAGUCAUUACACACAAAAAGAGCGAAUAGAUCACAUCAGGGAGUUUUAAUGAAAAAUUGAAAGCAACAAAACAAAAAAUACACAUUUACUGAUGAUUUCCCCCACCCCAUAUUGCACGUGGCCGCGGAACAAAGCAAAUUGUCCUAACCUGCAUAUAAAGAUGAUGCGGGAUAAGGAUGAGGAAUUCAGAAACCCAUUUAAUUAAUUUUAAGUAAAGUUAAAGAUAACAUUUUGUUUAUCGAAAACUGUAUACCGUCUGUGUUAAAUCAGCUCUGGAAAUGUUUUGUCGCUCUACAACUGCUUUUGGAGAUACAUACAGACAUGAAAAUUAUCUUUAAAUUUAUAUAUCGAUUAUUAUUAUCUAUAUGUAUAAUGCGAGUUGUAUGUUUAAUCGUACAAUUGAAAUCAAAUUGGAGCUUCUCCUAUACACACAGUUAUUUGGAGCUAAAGCUCAACUAAAAUAUGAAUUGAUAUACACAUACAAAACAAAACAAAACAAAAUGUGAAUUUUAUGUUUCAAAACAAAAAAUACCUGCAACAUAUAACAGAAGAUUUUAGUAUUUAUAGUAAACUAAAACAAAGAGUGCAUACAAAAAUCACGAAACUACAAAUAUAUAUAUAUAUAUAUAUAUAUAUAUAUAACAUAUAUGUAAUUUAAAUAAACGAUCUAUGUAGAACACUCACGAAAUGAAUUCCAUAAUGUCGCAUUACUCAAAAACUUGGAUGGGUAUAAGUUUGAAAUCGAAAAUUGUGAAUUGACCAAAUCAAUCGCAAAGUAGGCUGGGGAAAAUAUUGAGAAUUGACCAAAUCAAUCGCAAAGUAGGCUGGGGAAAAUAUUUCCCUCUAACUUAGUUUACUUAUCAAAGUCAUGAGACUAUAUUUCUCAUUCUAUUCUCAACUACAGUCGAAAUACAACCGAAAUACACACUGAAAAAAGUCCUAAAUUUUUAUUGUAUAAACAUGUUUAAUCAAAAGUUACCAAAAAAAAAACCUAACAUUAAUUGUAAUGUGAUCCAGGCUCUAUAUCUUUUGCAUGCUUCGGGUCCUAGAAGUUUUGUCCAGCGGGAUACAAUAGCGGAGAUGGUGAAGAUCCAGAUGAGUGUUCAGAAUCCACAAAAUUCAAUUGAUGAAUUGAUAACGGAGUCAUUAAAUACGUUAACAAGUACCGGCGUAUUGGCUCACACCGGGACAUCUGAAUAUGGAUUACGUUGUGUCCUGCAAUAUGACAACGUUCAACGAGAUUUACCUGCCGUACCCGUCAUGCCCAUACCGCGUGUUACACCUAAACCGCCCACCAUACCGCGUUUAGAUCCUAACAAACCGAAAACUGAUCUCAUAAGCAAGGAAUCAAUGUCCGGAGGCGAACUGACAAAGGCUCGUAAGCGAUGGCGGUGCAAUAAUAAGGUUCUACCCAAAAGACCCUGCGAUCGAAAAAAGCGUGCUAAACCAAAAAAGGUUAAGAAAAAUAAACCCAAAAAGAGAGAUAGUUAUAAUUUGCAGGCUGUAACGGAACAUUUAAACCAAGCAUUUGAGAAAAUUAAAAGACAAGAACAGCGGGAACAAAUGCGACUCGCAAAGGCAGUGCCGGUCAUUCAGCAACAUCCUUUAGAUCUAAGCAAUAUUAAUCCAGUACCUUUGGAGAGAGGGCCUUCGGCUCACCCUUCAGGAGCUGCCCAAGGAAUGCCACAGCCACCUGACCAGCUUCCGGCUAUUGGAAAUACUUUAUGGAGUCCAGUUGACUGUUUUGACGGGCCCAAUACAGAUAAUGCCUCUAUGCUUGGACUUUGUGGUAGUCGAAUUCGUGCGGCUAAUCCUUUUCAGAGACGUUGGGCUCCCUUCUGGGAGCGGGCAGCUGGAAAUCGAGUGAAUGUUGAUGGCCAACAAGGGGAAAACCGGCCCGCAUGGGUGCGAAUGUCAUUACCUAACCUUGAUUUGUUUGGGAACCCAUACAACUAAAGCCAAAUGACAAUAAUAUUAUGCAGUACAUAUAGAGCUCCUAAUCAAAAUUAAUAUUUUAUCAUCUACAGAUUUUACAAAACUGUUUCAAAAUUUAUAUUUUGUACUUUCUUGACAUCUUGUGUGAGCAUAUAAAUGUUAUAAAUACCUGUUGCAUAUUAA